This is a messenger RNA of Acanthosepion pharaonis, 474 nucleotides long. The record is from the annotation of a GenBank genome assembly. NCBI's taxonomy places the organism in Eukaryota, Metazoa, Mollusca, Cephalopoda, Sepiida, Sepiidae.
AUGCUUUGUGUCUCUCUGGUACCGAAAGUGGCAGUAACUCGAGCCGUGGAGGAUACUAGGGAUAUUUCUUGUAUGCGUGAGUUUUCGUUGUUUGCUAAGAACUAUCCGUAUCUAUCUAUCUAUCUGUCUAUCUAUCUAUCUAUUCAUUUUCUCAAAUUUCUUACUUCUCUCCGAAUGUGUUCUUAUAUCGCCUUUUCUUAUACAGUUUCAACUCUGUAUACAUCCAGAGCCCCUUUAUACAUCUUACAUUUUGUUCUUUUGCACAUUUCAUUUAACUUUACGGCAUUUUCUCUCUUCUUUCCAUUCAGUCUCUCUUUAGGUCUAACUUUACACUACGCGCUCUUUCUUCUUUCACGAGUCAUUACGAAAGUAAUUUUACCUUUCACUCUUCCACUUUCUCCCUCCCCUUGUCCGACGUAUAGUAUCUUCCUCUUUCCUACCCCCCAAAAAAUAAGUUCCGCUUCCUUUUUCUAA